AUGGAAAUAUCACUUGGUUAUCAGCCGUUUUUCAGGACUACUAUCAAGGGUUUGGCCAAAGUGAAACUGCAGGGGCAUACCGAACUGCCCAGAGCGAAGGUUUAUCAAACUAUUGCAUCGCAUGCUCUGCGGGAGGGUUCAUUUGAGGAUUACAAAAUGCUCGUCUACAGUGAUCGCAUCCAUUUCGAGAAGAGUCAAGCGGGAUCCUCCUUCCCAGAGAUUCCAUACUCUAGUAUUGCUCGACUUGUUGUAUUGCCCAAUUUCCCCGAUGUCUGCUUUAUUCAUUUUCGACGUAACACAUAUGGAAUGUAUGUGGUUUUCCGAGUUCGGAAAGUGAGUUAUCUUCCAAAAUUGGCGAAGUUCAUUUCAACUUGGAAUGAAGCGAAUACUAGCGAUACGGAGAAUGCUCAAGCACAGCCAACUCAGAAUCUUGGCGGUCCAAAAGUUGAAAAGCAUCCCCGUCUGACUCCAAUAAUUAUCCAAUGCGCCAAACCUCAACACUCGGAAGGGAACGUACCGCGAGGAAAUCAGAGAAGUUCUGUGAAACCUCGGUCUAAGUCUCGAACUCCUGGAGGAUUUGAUUCUGAUGGGCCUUGUGAAUUUGUCUGCAUUAAGCACAACCACAAAGCAGCACCUCCACGUCAAGCAAGAAGCAGGAGUCUUUCGCCACCUCGGGAGCGAUUUCGAAUUCGUGUUCGACGAAAAAGUCACCCAAACUCUAAAAUGAGGAACUAUCGACCACAAUUCAAAUCCCAAAGUGGAAAGUAUACUCUAAUUGUUCCAACUAAAAAGGACAUCGAGCCCCCGAAAGGGUUUAAUAGGGGGGACUCAAAAGAAAAGAGGUCAUCUCAGCGUGGGCGUGUUAUUUUAGCGAAGGCAAGUGAGACCGAUUCGCAGUCUUCAUCUUCAAGAUUUGUAGAACUUGUGACUUUCAAGGGAGAUGAAGUUAGAACCAUAUAUCCCUCCUCUUUGGAUUUAGGAAGGCUCUCACCGAAGUCUCUUCGCAACGAACAACUAGUUCAAAAGUUGGUGAAACCUCUUGAUAGCAAUUAA
This is a messenger RNA of Rodentolepis nana, 1053 nucleotides long. The record is from the annotation of a GenBank genome assembly. Lineage: Eukaryota; Metazoa; Platyhelminthes; Cestoda; Cyclophyllidea; Hymenolepididae.